AUUUUCCCAAUAUUAAUCAUAGUUCUAUAAAUAUUUCCUAUUAAUUCAAGUGCUUCAUAAAAUAUGCCUUGUGAAGAAAAUACGUUAAGGCGAUACAAGAAAAUUUUUGAAGAGUGUGACUCAGACCAAAACAAUCUGAUAUGUUUUAAAGAAUUGAAAGCAUUUUUACGAUCCUCGGGCCACACCAAAGACCUUUCCGCUGAUAAAAUAAGAUACGUAUUUAAACUAGCCGAUAAAGAUGGCAAUAAAGCUGUCAAUUUCGAAGAAUUCGUCGAUAUAUUGGAACACCCUGAUCUGCAACAUGUUAUUGGAAAUUAUGUCAAUAGUUAUAUUAAAUUCCUGAUUCCACAAAACAAACCCAAACCCGAACCGGCGAAACCUGUGCCCGUCCAACGAUUCGUACCGAAGGGACGUAGUGUAAGAUUUCGCAGCCCAAAAGCAUAUGAAUUUACUGCUGUGUCAGGAGUUGAAUUACAACCACACACAAAAGUAUUUAUUAAAGAUGAUAUUGAAGAAAUUGCUUACGCUGAUAAUUUUACUUGUUGUCCGCCGCCAUUUGCUAUGGUACUGAUUUCUUUGUUAGAGCUGGCAUUUUUCUUAACAGAUGAAUUCACCGAAAAAAACUCAACCCUUACUGGAACAGGUGUCACUGCCCAAAUAUUCAUUUAUGAACCAAACAAGCGCCAACAAGCAUGGAGGUUUUUGACCUACAUGUUUGUUCAUAUUGGAUAUCUUCACAUUGUUGUCAAUCUAGCUUUCCAACUUCUGCUAGGUAUUCCUCUGGAAAUGGUGCACAAAUGGUGGAGAGUGAGUCUGCUUUAUUUUUCUGGCGUUAUUGCAGGCUCUCUAGCCACCUCCAUUACAGAUCCUUAUGUAAGACUGGCUGGAGCUAGUGGUGGCGUGUAUUGUUUGAUGAGUGCUCACCUUGCUAUAAUUGUAAUGCAGAUCACUGUGAAUAAUUUUUUACAGAAUUGGAAAGAAAUGACCUUCCCAUUUAUCCAGUUGCUUAUUUUUGGUAUAAUUAUAUGUUGCGAUCUGGGCAGUUCCAUUUACGACAGAUAUUAUUUGAACACAAAUGAACAAAUUGGGUAUGCUGCUCACUUGGGAGGUGCAGUUGCGGGAUUACUUGUCGGAAUUUACAUCUUGAAGAAUCUCAAUGUGAGAAGUUUUGAAAAAUACUUAUGGUGGGCAGCCAUGAUAACUUAUGUCUUAUUAAUGCUGGCUGCUAUCUUUGUGAAUAUCUUUAUGCCUGCAAGAUAUCCGGCAAGAGCAAUGUUAAAAAUGGCUAUCAGGCCCGUAUAUAGACCCACAAUCGUCAAAAAAAGGACUAAGAAGUUCAUCAGGCAUCAAUCUGAUAGAUAUUCCAAACUAAAGAGAAACUGGCGUAAACCAAAAGGUAUUGACAACAGGGUCAGAAGGCGUUUCAAGGGCCAAUAUUUGAUGCCAAAUAUUGGUUAUGGUUCAGCCGCCAAGACUCGUCACAUGUUGCCAACUGGUUUCCGAAAAGUACUCGUGCACAACCUUAAGGAAUUGGAAGUGCUCAUGAUGCAAAACCGCAAAUACUGCGCUGAAAUCGCCCACGGUGUAUCUGCCAAGAAAAGGAAAGAAAUCGUCGAAAGGGCUCAACAAUUAAGUAUAAGAGUGACCAAUGGACAUGCCAGGUUACGUAGCCAAGAAAACGAAGGUUAAGUUGUGACAUUAAAUUUUCAAAAAAUAAAAAAUUUGUAAAGAAAAUUGA
Ceutorhynchus assimilis (cabbage seed weevil) is the source of this 1738-nucleotide messenger RNA. The record is from the annotation of a GenBank genome assembly. NCBI's taxonomy places the organism in Eukaryota, Metazoa, Arthropoda, Insecta, Coleoptera, Curculionidae.